CUUCUCCCUGCUCCUUUUCCUCCCCCUGUUUCUCUCGCUUCAAUUGUCGGUGAGCUACUCCUCCCGACCUUUCUAUAUCUUCCCGUCCAUACCCCUCCAGCUUCCCCUCCCCUCCCUCCCUCUCUCUCCCUUUCUAUCCAUACCAUCUCUAUACCCCCCCUUCCUCCCCACCAUGUCCGUUCAAACCGUCUCCAUCACUCCCUUCACCGACCAGAAGCCGGGAACCUCCGGUCUUCGUAAGAAGGUCAAGGUCUUCCAGCAGCCCAACUACUCCGAGUCCUUCGUCACUAGCAUCAUCCUUUCUAUCCCCGAGGGUGCUGAGGGCGCUUUCCUCGUCAUCGGUGGCGAUGGCCGCUACUACAACACCGAGGUCAUCCAGAAGAUUGCCAAAAUCGGUGCCGCUUAUGGUGUCAAGAAGCUGCUGGUCGGCCAGAAUGGCAUCCUCUCCACCCCCGCUGCCAGCAACCUCAUCCGCAAGCGCAAGGCCACCGGUGGUAUCCUCCUGACGGCCAGUCACAACCCUGGUGGCCCUGAGAACGACUUCGGUAUCAAGUACAACCUUGCCAACGGCGCUCCCGCCCCCGAAUCCGUCACCAACAAGAUCUUCGAAACCUCCAAGUCCCUCACCUCCUACAAGUACAUUGACAUUCCCGAUGUUGACACCACCACCAUCGGCUCCAAGACCUACGGCCCCAUCGAGGUUGAGGUUGUCCACUCCACCACCGACUACGUCACCAUGAUGAAGGAGAUCUUCGAUUUCGACCUCAUCCGCGAUUUCCUCAAGACCCACAAGGACUUCAAGGUGCUGUUCGAUGGCAUGCACGGUGUCACUGGCCCCUACGGUGUUGACAUCUUCGUCAACGAGCUGGGUCUGCCCGCCAGCAGCACCAUGAACUGCGAGCCCAAGCCCGACUUCGGCGGUGGCCACCCCGACCCCAACCUGGUCUACGCCCACGAGCUCGUCGAGAGCGUUGACAAGAAUGGCAUCCACUUCGGUGCUGCCAGUGAUGGUGACGGUGACCGUAACAUGAUCUACGGCGCCAACACCUUCGUCUCCCCCGGUGACAGUCUGGCCAUCAUUGCCCACCACGCCAAGCUCAUCCCCUACUUCCAGAAGCAGGGUGUCUACGGCCUGGCGCGCUCCAUGCCCACCUCCGGUGCCGUCGACCGCGUGGCUAAGGCCCAGGGCCUGCAGAGCUACGAGGUGCCCACGGGCUGGAAGUUCUUCUGCAACCUGUUCGACAACCAGAAGAUCUCCAUCUGUGGUGAGGAGAGUUUCGGUACUGGCAGCAACCACAUCCGUGAGAAGGACGGCCUGUGGGCUAUCGUGGCCUGGCUGAACGUCAUCGCUGGUGUUGCUAAGCAGAAGCCCAGCGAGACCCCCAGCAUCGCUUCCAUCCAGAACGAGUUCUGGCAGACCUACGGCCGUACCUUCUUCACCCGGUACGACUACGAGAACGUCGACAGCGACGGCGCCAACAAGGUGAUCGCCACCCUGUCGGAGAAGGUCGACAACAAGGACACCUUCGUUGGCUCGACCGUGUCCGGCCGCAAAGUUGUCGACGUCGGCAACUUCGCCUACACCGACCUGGACGGCAGCGUGACCAAGAACCAGGGUCUGUACGUCAAGUUCGACGACGGCAGCCGCAUCGUCGUCCGUCUGUCCGGCACUGGCAGCAGCGGCGCCACGAUCCGUCUGUACAUUGAGAAGUACGAGAGCGACGCCAGCAAGCUCAGCCUCGCCACGGACGAGUACCUGAAGGACAACGUGGCUCUGGCUCUGGAGCUGCUUAAGUUCAAGGAGUACAUUGGCCGUGAGGAGCCUGAUGUCCGCACAUAAGCAAAGAGCAUGAUUGAUGUUCAUAGCGUUUUUUGAGUAUUGAGUAGUUAAUAAGGAAUAAUCAGUAUAUUUCUCUUUCAUAUAA
This is a messenger RNA of Aspergillus eucalypticola CBS 122712, 1925 nucleotides long. It is a transcript of the gene pgmA, whose product is annotated as phosphoglucomutase PGM2. The transcript has 3 exons. Gene Ontology annotation, cellular component: cytosol. The record is from RefSeq and is a predicted model, not a curated record. Gene Ontology annotation, molecular function: phosphoglucomutase activity; magnesium ion binding. Gene Ontology annotation, biological process: carbohydrate metabolic process. NCBI's taxonomy places the organism in Eukaryota, Fungi, Ascomycota, Eurotiomycetes, Eurotiales, Aspergillaceae. Bases 173 to 1840 code for a protein of 555 amino acids.